UGAUUUGAGUACAGAAAACCUGAAAUAUCUGAGCAGCCGGCAAGCGAUUGAGGACAUAGUUUACUUCACAGACGAAAUGAAGAAGAAGUUCGGGAUGAAGUGCAAUAAUGAAGUGGUGCUCUUUGGCGGCUCCUAUCCGGGUGCUCUGGCCGCCUGGGCGCGAAACAAGUAUCCUCACAAAUUCAGCGUGGCGCAUGCGUCUGGAGCACCUAUACAGGCCAUAUUUGAUUUCUCUGGUUUUAGUAAUGUGGUGAGGAAGUCGAUUGAACUCUACGAUGAAAAUUGUGUAUCAGUAAUUGAACAGGGAGCAAAAAAGCAGCAAGAACUGAUGCAAACUCAGGAUGGCUUGAAAAAUCUUACUACAAAGUUCAAGACAUGCAGACCACUAGAAAAAGAUGAUCUAAACAAACAAGCAUUUUUUCAGAAACAAAUCAGCAUGAUCUCGACUGUGGCUCAAUACAACGGGACCGGUACACAGGACAUACCAGCCAUGUGCAAACUGUUGACAGAGGGUUAUAGUGAUGAGGACGAACCCAUUGAUAAACUGGCCAAAUACGUUAUAACCACCACAAAACUCACACAGAAUGAGUCGUGCACCGGGUACAAUUACCAUAGUAACAUUAAAUAUUUGAAGGAAACUGACUGGAAGGAAGGUGGAACCUCUCGUCAGUUCUUAUGGCAAGAAUGCACAGAGUUUGCAUGGUUCUUGAUUUCAAACCAAAAUAGCAGUUUGUUUGCUAAUACAUUGGGUACAGACUUUUACAUUAAACAGUGUGCCGAUGUUUUUGGUGAUAAAUGUCAUCUGAACCUCAAAAGAAGGAUUGAUAUUCACACAAAAUUUUUAAUAGAACAAGAGAUCGAAAGUACAAAUUCAUAUUACGGUGGGCGUCAUAAUUACAACCAAAGCAAAUGUUUGUUCACUCAAGGACAGCUCGAUCCGUGGCAGGCCGCUGGCAUCACAGAAGACAAUGAUAAGAAAGGAUAUAAAGCACUGAUCAUGAAGAAUCUUGGGCACGUGAGAGAUCAGGAAGCUGAGAGCGAUAGCGAUCCACCAGAGCUGGUGGAAGCGAGAGAGGACAUCAAAAAAGUUCUUAGGGGAUGGAUUGAAGCUUUCAAUUUCGGACAAAAUCCCAAUACCAUUCCUCCCAUAGACUGUGGUGAUUGAUUCCCACAUAAUGUCAAAUUUUCAAUUGAUAACUUAACAAAUAAGCAACUUAAGAGAAACGAUAAAACCCAAUCUGAAUGUUAAA
This is a messenger RNA of Nilaparvata lugens (brown planthopper), 1250 nucleotides long. RefSeq names its product putative serine protease K12H4.7. The record is from RefSeq and is a predicted model, not a curated record. The transcript has 7 exons. The annotation marks the transcript as partial. Gene Ontology annotation, molecular function: serine-type exopeptidase activity; dipeptidyl-peptidase activity. NCBI's taxonomy places the organism in Eukaryota, Metazoa, Arthropoda, Insecta, Hemiptera, Delphacidae. Gene Ontology annotation, biological process: proteolysis.